Molecule: messenger RNA, 4408 nt
Organism: Paramecium pentaurelia
Lineage: Eukaryota; Ciliophora; Oligohymenophorea; Peniculida; Parameciidae
Source: the annotation of a GenBank genome assembly
AUGUUAUUAGAUGAUGAUUUAAAACCAAUCAUCCAAAAUCAAUAAAUAUAUACACUCUUGAAUGAUAAUCAUUAUUCAAUUCAAUAUUAAACAAUAUACAAUAUUUCAACAACAACCAAUAUUGGAUAUAUAUAAUCAAGAAUAGUGAUUGAUAUAUAAUUAAUACUGGAUACACCUUUGAAGUAUGAAUAAGGAAUACAAUAAUUAUUUAAUCAACAAAACUUUUCUUAAUUUUAUUGUACAAGUCUUUCCUUAGAUAAUUAAACAUACAUAUGUAAUAUGGAUCUAAUUGCAUAAUAAUAAAACUUUAUCGAAAUAGUGAUUUAAUUAGGUCUUAACUUUUAGAUUAGAAACCUUUAAAUUUAUAUAUUGAAAUGUACUUAAAAUUGUGCUCUUUGUAAAUUAUAAACAAAUCAAUGUUUAAAAUGUGAAGACUAAUAUAAACUUACAUAAGAAUCUUGUAGAAGAAUUUAUAAUACCAAUUAUAAUAUUACUGAGUUGACUUAUACAUUAAAUUAUUUGGGGAAUUAAUAUAUAGGAUACCUUCAAUUUGUAAAUCAGAAUAAUCUAUUAACCAUUUCUACUGGAGAUGUCAAAAAUAUCAUUCUAGAUUACAAUACAACCAAUAAAACUAAAGAAAUUAUUAUUGAUAAUAAUAUUUAAAUAGGACCAUUUAUCUAAAAUGAAGGAAUAUAAUACUAUAAUUUUAAUCUUAAUAUUCAUGAACCAAUACAUAUAAAAAUAGAUUAUACAAUCUAUAUAUUAUAUGAUGAUGAUUAUCUCUUAAGUAUAUUAUAUUAUUCAAUAAAUGGAUAUGAAAAAGAUAUCUAUUUAUCUCACAAUUUCUUAGAUGGAUAGGAAGAUUGUUACACUCCCUCAUAUUAGAAUUGUAAAAUCUGCAAAUUUUAUAAUCUCUAUUAUAAUGUAACACAAAUAGAUAAUCUUAAAAUUCAAGGUGGAUUUCCAUUACAAUUAUAAAAUGUAGCUUGGGCUUUAGGCAAUAUUAAAGUUACUUAAAUUUAAAAUUUAAAAUGUCAAUACAAGAUUCAUAAAUAAAGUUGUUUAAAAUAAUGUCCAUUAGGAACAAUAGAUGAUAAUAAUGUUUGUUUAGAUAAAAUUUAAGAGAGAUUUGUUGUUUUACAUAAUUUUAAAUUCAUUAAAAAAUUUGACAUUUUAACUAAUAAUCAUUUCUAUUUAGAAAUUUAUUAACCUUAUUUUAAAUAUGAAAAUAGUAUAUAUGAACUAAUUAAUAGAAAUUUACAAAUAGAAAUUAAAAUGAAGAAAAAAUUAUAAAUAUAUUUUAAAUUAAUCAUUAUAGAUGCAAAUGUAAAUGAAUAGAUUAUAGUUAAUUUAUUUAAUUAUAGUCUUACUUUUAAUGUUACUGAUAUGAAACCGUUGAUAAAUAUAAUUGGAUCUGAAGAAUUAAAUGAUUAUGCAUUUGAAUUUUAGAAUAAAAGCUUUGAAUUUUAAAAUGUAAAAGGAUUAUCUAAAUUAUAAAUAAUACGUAAAGGAUGUUAAUAAGAAUAAUGUAGUUUAUUAAUAUCUGAACUUUUGAUAGUAUCUCCAAAAUGUACACAUGAUUGUGAAGAAUGUAAUGAGGAAUCUAGUUGCACAAUAUAAGAAAAUAUUUAAUGUCCAUAAUAUUAUUAUUAUAGUAAUUUUGAAUGCAGAUAGUGUAAGUAAAAUUGUAUUAAAUGCAAUUAUUUUGAAUAAUGUUUAGAAUGUGAAGAAGGGUUUUUUCUUUUUUCUGGUGAAUGUUAUUAACAUAACAAACUUAAAUAUUAAAUUACUCGUCCUUUUAAAAUUAAACUUAAAGAAUCUAUUUAUAAUUCAUAAUCUAUUUUAACUAAUUGUGAUGAUGAAUAUUAAAUAAGAAAUGUAGAAUUUUGUGUAUGUUAAAAUGGUUAUAUAUUUAAUUAAGAAUAUUAAUGUAUUCCUUGUAGAGAAUAAUGUUUAACUUGUAUUAGGUCUAUAAAUCAUUGUUAAUCAUGUAGAUCUACUGAGAAUCGAAGAUUGGAAUCAGGAUAAUGUAUUUGUUAAGAAGGAUAUUAUGAAUAAAAUGGAAAUUUGUAAUGUAAGAAAUGUUUGUAAAAAUGUAAAUAAUGUUAAUACAAAGAAUUCAUAUGUACUGAAUGUUAUUUAUCAUAACAUAGAGUUCUUAAUUUAAAUGAUUGUAUCUGUUAAGAUGGAUAUUAUCAUGAUUAUAUUAAUGAUAUAUGUUUAUGUAAAUAUUAAUUAUUAAUUUAGAAUGUAAAAAAACUUGUAAAAAUUGUAAAGAUUAUGAUACUUGUAUUGAUUGUGAUUAAUUAUAAUUUAGAAUAUUGACAUUCUAAAAUCAAUGUAUAUGCUAAUAAGGAUAUUUCUUAAACAAUGAACAAUGUUAAUCUUGUCAUUACACUUGUUUAGAAUGUUAAAAUUCUUCAGAGUUUAAUAAAUGUACUAAAUGUACAUAAGAUAGGAAAAGAAAAAAUAUAUAAAUGGAUUAUUUUGAAUGUAUAUGUUAAGAUGGAUAUUAUGAUAUAGGAUAAUAAUAAUGUUAUGAUUGUUAAUUAAUUGAUAAUCCUAAAAUAGAUCAUUAUUGUUAUACUAAAUGUGGUGAUGGAAUUAUUUAAUGGAAUGAAGAAUGUGAUAAUGGAAUAUAAAUUCAACGUGAUGGAUGUCAUUAAUGUAAAUUAUCACAAUCUAAAUGUUAAAAUGAAAUUUGUUAGAUUUGUUAUUAAAAAGAAUGUGUAUUAUGUUAAGAUGGAUAUUAUUUAUAAAGUGAUUAUUCUUGUGAUAAAUGUUCUCCUAUUUGUAAGACUUGUAAAAUUAAUCCAUAUAAUUGUAUAAUUUGUGCUGAAAACAAUCAUUAAUGUUCUAAUUGUUUACCUGAUAAAGGAUACAUUUAUCUUGAAAAUUAAUGUUAAAAUAUUUGUGGAGAUGGUUAUAUUACAUUAGAAGAAGAAUGUGAUGAUGGUAAUCUAAUAGAUAAUGAUGGUUGUAAUUAGAAUUGUUAAAUAGAACAUUUUUUUGUAUGUGGUAAUACAUGUAUUAAUAAACCUUCUUGGAAUAUUUAUAUAUCAUAAAAUAAAUUAGAUAAGUAUUAUUCAAAUUAAAGACAAUUUCAUAUCACUAUUUAAAAUUAUGAAUCUAAUAUAGAAAAAGAACAAUUUUAAUUAUUUUAUCUAAAUACAUAACAUAAUUGUGGUAAUCUUUAUUAUACAAUAAUUAAAUAAUCAAAAGUUGGCUUUUAAUAAUUCAUAAUUAAAUUAAAUCUUUAUUAAUCAUGUAUUGAUUAAUAUCUAAAUCUUUUACUACUUAAUGAUAGUAAAAUAAUCUAUAAAAAAUAGAUCUAAAUUUUAAAUUAUUUUACUAUAUAAUAUCAAUUUAUAUUUGAUUAUUUAUUAUAAUCAUUUCAUCUAUUAUUGUAUGCAUAUUCAAUAAUUUUUAUGAUCAACUUUAUCUUUAUUUAAUCAUACUAAUAUAUUGAAAUAUUAUUUCUAUUCUAAAUAAUAGCAUAUCAAAAACAUUUUUUAAUUUUAACUCCAAAAUAUUUUGAAACCUUUGUACAAUUAUUUUCACCAUUUUAAAUGAUUAUAUUUUCAUAAUUUGAUUUACAAAAUAACGAAUAAACUUAAUAAAAAAUGAAUCAAUCCUAAAUAAAAGAUAAUAUUAUUAGAUAACUUAUUUUAAUAAUUAUUUUAAUUGUUACUACUUCAAUAUUACGUUUAUUAAUAUAUAUUCUAAUUAGAAUUAAAUAAAAUAGAUCUCAUUAAAAAAUAAUUUAGAAAUUAUAAAAAUAAAUUACUUAUUAAAUAGUUUAUUUCAUUAAUUACUUUAAUUAUUCACUUUAUAUAUGGAUAACUCUAAAUUAAUAUAGCAUUUAGAUAUUAUUAUAUAUUGCUUUUAUUACUAUUUAUCAUAUUAAAAUUCAAAAGUACUUUAGAAAAUAAAAAUCAAUUCGUUUUAUCAUUUUAUUAAAUACUAUCUAUAUUUUGAUUUUAAUGAUGAUGAUAAAUAAUUAGAUUUUUUAAUUAUUAUUGACAUCUUUAAUUGUUGGUGUAUAGCUUAUAUUAUCUAUAAUAUAAAAAAACUAUUUUCAAUUAAAAUAUAAAUUAUUACUAGGUAAUCUAUGGGGAACUCAUUUCAUAUAUCUUAUCUUUGAACUUUACACAUCAACAGUCUAAAAAUAUGAAUAAUUCAAUUAAAUCUUAGGAGGUAUUCUAAUAAUCAAUUAUUUCGUAAUACUUUUACUCUAUAUAUUUGAUAUCUUAAGAAAUUCUUUUAUUAUUAUAAGUAUCAAUAAUAUUAUAUAUAUGUAGAAUAAUAAUAUUAAAAAUUCAAGGAUAGGUAUAUAGUUACACAUUAAGAUCAUCAAUAUUUUGAUAUGAAUAUUAUCCCAAGUUUAACUCAAAGAAUUCAGAGAUGA